Heterobasidion irregulare TC 32-1 is the source of this 468-nucleotide messenger RNA. RefSeq lists its product as uncharacterized. The record is from RefSeq and is a predicted model, not a curated record. The transcript is spliced from 5 exons. NCBI's taxonomy places the organism in Eukaryota, Fungi, Basidiomycota, Agaricomycetes, Russulales, Bondarzewiaceae. The coding region runs from base 1 to 468 and encodes 155 amino acids.
AUGUGGAGCCUCGCAACCGCUCAUAUCGCGAUAGACCUCCAUAGAGGUCUACUUGUGUUUGUCAACGGAGAUGUCGGCUACUUCGACGAUUUUUCACAGCCCCUUUCGUAUGCCAGAAACACGAUCUACUUCGUUCAGGCAUUACUCGGUGAUGCGGUACUCGUCUGGCGCUGUUAUGUCUUAUGCAAUCGGCGGGUGGUAAUAGUGGCGCUGCCACUCUUGUCGAUGCUUGGCUGUCUCUUUAUUGCUUUUGGGAGUGGGGUGAUCUGGUCAAGAUAUGGGAAUAUGACAGAAGCCGGGAUAGCCCGCACAAGGACUUGGUCGACUGCCUACUUUUUCCUAACCAUCGGUGCCAAUUCAUAUUGUACCAAUCCCGACCUUUCUUCAAAGGUGCAAUUACCUAUUUGUGUGCACACCGCGCUAAACAAUCCUUCCAUGGGUUACGGACGAUAUUUCCUGUGGUCGUGA